Messenger RNA from Nipponia nippon (crested ibis), 762 nucleotides. The record is from RefSeq and is a predicted model, not a curated record. Lineage: Eukaryota; Metazoa; Chordata; Aves; Pelecaniformes; Threskiornithidae.
CAGGAAUGAAAUUUUGUGGUGAAGAAGAUGGACCCUACCAGAGUUUCAAAAGAACACGCGCACUGUGUCAGAACUCUUUUUGGACAUCAAGAAAAUACAGAUUUGCAUGAUACGUCCUUUGAAAAUCAAGAAGCGAAGUUAAUGCCAGAAUCAUGUAGAAGCAUGAAACAGGCUCUCCAAAGAGCUGUGCAGAAGGAAGUCCAGCGUGUCGUGGGAAGAGUACCACCAAGACCAGAAAAAGCUGCAAUGGAGGCAUUAGGAAUGGACCUGUACAAGAGAAACAAACCUGAGAAGCAGCCUUUUGCCCAUCUCAUUAUUGAUGACAAGAAUAUUCCAUCUGGAACUCGCAAAGUGAACCUCACAUCCUGGCAUCAUGACAAAGGCCAGGCAAACUUAUCAAAUAUGACAUUCAAGGAUGGAAAGCUAAUUGUUAAUCAAGAUGGAUUUUACUACCUUUAUGCCAACAUUUGUUUUAGACAUCAUGAAACUUCAGGAAACCUGACUAAAAGAGGGCUUCAGCUGAUGGUGUAUAUGACUAAGACAAACGUUAAAAUAAGGCGCUCUGAUGUGUUGAUGAAGGGAGGAAGCACCAAAUACUGGUCAGGGAAUUCAGAAUUUCAUUUUUAUUCUGUCAAUGUAGGAGGGUUUUUUAAAUUAAAAUCUGGUGAAAUGAUAAGUAUCCAGGUAUCAAACCCAUUGCUACUGGAUUCAUCACAAGAAGCAACUUAUUUUGGGGCAUUUAAAGUAAGGGAUUUAGACUGA